Messenger RNA from Drosophila gunungcola (fruit fly), 556 nucleotides. RefSeq lists its product as uncharacterized. The transcript has a single exon. The record is from RefSeq and is a predicted model, not a curated record. The coding region runs from base 121 to 435 and encodes 104 amino acids. Lineage: Eukaryota; Metazoa; Arthropoda; Insecta; Diptera; Drosophilidae.
ACAGCUGGCUCGGCAAACGAUAGGCAGGAAAUUAAAAAAAAAAAAUCAAAAAAAUUUUUUUUUGUAUAUAUUUUCCUUGAUCAAAAUUUGCAAGCUCUUGCGAACAAGAAAUUCCGGUGAAUGUUAAUAAAAGACAUAAUGGCGUUGAAGAUGAACCAAAACCAGAUCAAGACUAACUUCGCCCAGCAGUAUGUGGGUAGGAUGGUCGAACCCAUUUCGCCGGUGCCGCACAUGUCGUCGUCAACUCUACGAGUCCGUCGGGCUGUCGUCGAAUCCUAUCGGGGUCCUCAAAUCACUACCGAUGAUGCCAUGCUACCGAUGCCGCCACACAACAAGGCCCAGAAUAUGGGUGAGAUUCUGCAGGACCUUCGACAAAGACUGGCGAUUCCGAAGUUCUGGCAACGAGUCUUGCGACUCCUGAAGAAACGGGCCUAGUUUACAUUUAUAAAUACGAUAAUAGCGAUAAUAGAGUGGUGCAACCAAGUCAUAUCUACACUCCGCCUACUUGUCUCGUCCACUCGUAAAAUCCUUAACUACAAACUGCAAGUGUGUUCGA